GCCUCCUCCUCCACCGGCGCCUCCACCGCCGGCCUCUCGGUGGUCAAAGUCCUGAGCGGCGCCGAGGCGGCCGGAGCGGCCGGAGCGGCCGGAGCGGCGCGCGGCGCCGCCGACGAGAGCCGGCGCCUGGAGCACCAGAAGAAGCAGGAGAAGGCCAACCGCAUCGUGGCCGAGGCCAUCGCCCGGGCGCGCGCCCGCGGCGAGCAGAACAUCCCGCGCGUCCUCAACGAGGACGAGCUGCCCAGCGUCCGGCCCGAGGACGAGGGCGACCGCAAGCGGCGCCGCAGAGCCGGCGAGCGCGGCGCCGGCCGGGACGAGCGGCCGCGGCGCGGCAAGGGCGGCCAGGCCGGCGGCAAGAGCAAGGCCAGGGGCAAGGCCAGCACCAUCACGCCGGUGGUGGGGAAGAAGCGCAAGCGCAACGUCUCCUCGGACAAUUCCGACUCGGAGGCGCUGCCGGCCCCGUCCCCGCGCCGCGACGACGACGCCACCGUGCAGAAGCGGCGCUCGAACCGCCAGGUGAAGCGCAAGAAGUACACGGAGGACCUGGACAUCAAGAUCACGGACGACGAGGAGGACGAGGAGCUCGACGUCACCGGGCCGGCGCGGCCCGAGCAGCCGCCGGCGCCGCCGCCGCCCGAGCCCGACGGCGCCGAGGCGCUGCCCUCCAUGCAGUUCUUCGUG
Molecule: messenger RNA, 681 nt
Organism: Lonchura striata (white-rumped munia)
Lineage: Eukaryota; Metazoa; Chordata; Aves; Passeriformes; Estrildidae
Source: RefSeq, a predicted model, not a curated record